Messenger RNA from Aspergillus sclerotioniger CBS 115572, 2610 nucleotides. Its product is annotated as diacylglycerol o-acyltransferase. Gene Ontology annotation, biological process: triglyceride biosynthetic process. The transcript is spliced from 5 exons. Bases 1 to 2610 code for a protein of 869 amino acids. Gene Ontology annotation, molecular function: diacylglycerol O-acyltransferase activity; UDP-glycosyltransferase activity. Lineage: Eukaryota; Fungi; Ascomycota; Eurotiomycetes; Eurotiales; Aspergillaceae. The record is from RefSeq and is a predicted model, not a curated record. Gene Ontology annotation, cellular component: endoplasmic reticulum membrane.
AUGUACGAUCUACUCCGUAUUUCUCAAUCUACCUUCAACCCGCCAGUGCUCUUCCUUGCGAACAGUGAACAUGGCCAGACAAACAUCAUCCUCGCGCUAACGCAUGAGUUGCUCAUCCGAGGCGAUAUCGACGUGCAUAUCGGGUCUUUCCCCAAUCUGGAACCGCGUCUCGAGAAGCUACUAGAUAACAAUAUUUCCAGCUAUGAUGUAUCCUACCGUUCGCGCAUCCACUUUCACCCCAUUCGUGGCCCUUCCAAUAGUGAGGCCUUCGCUCGCACAGGCAAACGAUCUGUAUGCCAUCCGCCUGGCUACAAAGGUGCAUUGCUGGGCUUCAAAUCGCUCUUUGAGGAGCUCUGGGCGUGGAAUGAGGAGGAUUAUAUGCAGGUCUAUAAUAGCUGCCUGGAUAUCAUCCACGACGCUGGUCCAUCGACGGCAAUCGUGGAUUGGUUCUUUCCGCAGGGACGAGAUGCUGCGUACAACGCCGGUCAUGCAGCCAUUGUUUUGUAUACCACAUCUCUAUCUCAUGUGGUGUAUGGACUACAGCCUAACUCCGCAUGGGCUUGGAAGUUUCCAAUGCCAGGAACCGAUUUUCCCUACCCACUUCCCUGGCACCGCAUCCCGGCCAACGCAAUGGCUGUCAUCAAAGCCGCUAAAAUGUACCGCAGCAGCAAGCGGCAACGGGAGAUUCGCGAUUGGAGAAUAAGGCACCAUAUCCAGGGCCGAUUUGCAUUUGCUGAUGCGUGGCGGCCUGAUAGAUUCCAUCUAGCACCGGGGUUGAAGGAGCUUGACUGGCCAUUCGAGGUGCCGGAGAAUGUUCUCCCAUGUGGACCCAUCCUUUUGCCAGUGACUUCUGCAAAGACACAAGAUCCAGAGCUCGAUCGGUGGUUGCACCAUGCGCCUACUGUUCUUGUUAACCUAGGGACUCUGUGUACACCGGAACCGCGUGACGCAAUGAAUAUUGGGUCGGCAUUGAAGACGCUUUUGGAUUCGUGGGCGGGUGAUUCUCAACUUCAAGUGCUAUGGAAGCUGCCAAAGCAUUCUCUGGAUUGUGAUCAUGUUUACGAAGAGGUACUAGAGCUGCUUCAUGUGGAGAUCGAAGCAGAUAGGGUCCGCAUCCGGUCCUGGCUUGACGUAGAGCCUUUAGCUAUGCUUCAGACUGGUCAGAUCAUCUGUACUGUGCAUCAUGGAGGUGCCAAUUCUUGGUACGAGGCUAUACAGAAUGGAGUACCUCAUGUCGUCCUCCCCGGCUGGCAAGACUGUUAUGAAAAUGCAGUCCGCACUGAAGCGUUCGGCAUCGGCGUCUACGCAAACAAAUCAUCUGCACCGGGCGUGAAUGCCCGUGAGCUAGCUGAUGCGCUUCUGAAGGUGGUCGGCAAUCCAUCUUACCAGGCCAAGGCAGCAGAGCUGUCUGUAUUGUGUCGCAAACGGGAAGGCCGUGUCGUAGGAGCAGAGAAGAUCUCCGAGCUAGCUUACAAUCCAGCAAAGAUGGCCCUGCCUAUCCCAGGCGUCAAUGACAUCGAUCUCCCUCCCAAGGGCAAAAUCCAAAGUAUCAAGAACGCAUCUGGGGGCAUCCUCGAAACCAUCCGGCUGCCCCAAACCGACAAGAAAAUCCCAGGUGCUGCCUACCUACAACGCAUCCUCGAAUUCUUCAUAGUCGCCAUAUCCACCAACACCACCUGGGCCCUCCCCAUCCUAGGCUAUGCUCUCCUCAUAAUCCCUCGCUUUCGACUCCCCAUCCUCAUCUACCUUAUCUAUAUCAAGUUCUUCGGCAAAGCACACAAGUCCGGCUCCUCCUGGCUCCGCAACGACACCUUCCGGAACAGCUCACUUUGGACCUUGUUCGCCUCCUAUUUUCCAAUCCGCCUCUACAGAAGCUGUCCCCUCUCCCCACGCCGCAAGUACAUCUUCGGCUACCACCCCCACGGCGUUGCCGUCCGCGGCGCAGUCGGCUCCUUCGCCUCCAACGGCACCGGCUUCUCCUCCCUCUUCCCCGGGAUCACAAACACCCUCCUCAUCACCGACAAGAUCCUCUACGCCCCAUUAGCCCGCGAAUACGUCCUCUCCAUCGGUAUCAGCGGAGUCAAUCGCACCUCCUGCGUAAACCACCUAACCCGCUUCGGUCACGACGGCCAAGGCCAAGGCCGCUCCAUCACCAUCUGCCUCGGCGGAGCCAGAGAAGCCCGGCUCGUGAAACCCAAAACAAUGGACCUCGUCCUCAACAUCCGUCGCGGCUUCAUCCGCGUCGCCAUCCAAACAGGCGCCGAUCUCGUCCCUGUCCUCGCCUUCGGAGAAAACGAUCUCUUCGAUAUCGUAGACGCAAACACAAAAGACAGGCCCUGGGCAGGGAUGAUUCCGCGCAUGUGGAAAGCCCUCACGGGACAUAACCUCCGGAUGAUUAAGGGGAGAUUCGGCUUGACCAUCCCGUUUCGCAAAGCAGUGCAUGUUGUAGUCGGGAGACCGAUUCGGGUCAAGGAGUCCAGAUGGAAGCAGGACGAGGCGUAUGUGGAAGAGUUGCAUGGGUUAUAUGUUAAGGAGUUGAGACGGUUGUGGGAGGAUUGGAGGGGAGUGUUUGGGGUGGAGAAGGAGGUGAGGUUUGAGAUUGUUGAGUAA